This is a messenger RNA of Beta vulgaris subsp. vulgaris (sugar beet), 989 nucleotides long. RefSeq lists its product as uncharacterized. NCBI's taxonomy places the organism in Eukaryota, Viridiplantae, Streptophyta, Magnoliopsida, Caryophyllales, Amaranthaceae. The record is from RefSeq and is a predicted model, not a curated record. The transcript is spliced from 2 exons. The coding region runs from base 90 to 620 and encodes 176 amino acids.
UUGUACGUACCUUUUUAUGAGCAUUUGUAUUUUUUUUUGUUCCAUUUUAUUACUUGUUUUUUAAUUGUUGUUUACUUUUUGAUCUUCAAAUGCAGUGUCGUGCUUUUGAUUCUUUUAUGCAAGUUACUAUGAGAUGUCGUGAUUUUGAUCAUCUCCACCAUUGGCAAACAUCAACUCUUUAUUUCCCUUGGAGAAGCAAGGACAACAAUUUUGAUUGUGGUGUCUAUGCAAUCAAAACCAUGGAGCUGUAUGAUGGUCAAAAUACUAACCAUUUUGCACUUGUUGACCUGAAAAGGGCAGCCACCAAAAACCUUGAGCGGUGCAGGCUUGCGCUUCGUCUUGUGGACCAUCCUUUAAACAAACUGAGAGAGAAAGUGAAGCAUGACUGUUAUGUUUGGUCUGCAAACAAACCUCAACUGAUGGCAAGACAGAAGUUAAGGAAGGAUAAAGAGGCUGUUCUAGAUAAAUUAGCAUGUAAUCGAUCAAAUAUGACAAAUAGAAAAGAAGCACACAUUUUACGGCGAAGGAGGGAUCAUGAGGCGCAAGUAGAAGAGGUGUUGAAUAAUAAUUUUGGAGACAAAGUGAAAAUAGAGCAACUGUUGAAAUUUCGUUAUUCUUAGUUGCCAAACUGUUUUUUUUUUUUUAUUUUUAUUAUAAUGUACAGUAGAAAUAGCACACCAUUAAUUUUUGUAAUGUACAGUAGAAAUAGCACACCAUUAAUUUUUGUAAUGUACAGUAGAAAUAGCACACAACUCAUUUUAUAUUUUUUAUCUUUAUAAUUGUACAUUUACACUUACUUUGAAUGGAAUACAUUUGUGUAAAUGAAGUUGUUUGAAAAUUAAUUGGAAAAAUACAAUCACCAACUGAAAAAUGAAAAAUGUAACUCAUAAUAAUAAGUGUAUGACAUAUAUUUGUAAAUAUAAAUUUUAAGUCUAACUGAAGCACUGUAAAUAGUAGCUGAAAAACAAACAAGUCUAACUGAAGGACAA